UUGGCGAAAUCAUUGCCAGCCAUUUGAAAAUUACAUCGAUGAAUGGCAUAACCGGUAAUAUAGAGUUCCACAGCACAGGACUCAGAAAGAACUACACGAUUGAAGUCUUUGAGAUCACUAAUAACGGCAACUUUGAAAAGAUAGCCUUAUGGUCUGAUAUGUCUGGUCUGAAUGUACUGCAACCCAAUAGGCAUAGA
Messenger RNA from Medioppia subpectinata, 197 nucleotides. Lineage: Eukaryota; Metazoa; Arthropoda; Arachnida; Sarcoptiformes; Oppiidae. The record is from the annotation of a GenBank genome assembly.